This is a messenger RNA of Neohortaea acidophila, 358 nucleotides long. RefSeq lists its product as uncharacterized. NCBI's taxonomy places the organism in Eukaryota, Fungi, Ascomycota, Dothideomycetes, Mycosphaerellales, Teratosphaeriaceae. The record is from RefSeq and is a predicted model, not a curated record. The transcript is spliced from 3 exons. The coding region runs from base 98 to 277 and encodes 59 amino acids.
CCUUCCUCUCACCACGGUUCUAUUGGACAGCAAUCAAGCACAAGCAGCCUUACGCCCCUCCGUAUCGUACCUUUGAGGCAAAUCGAAACCCUGAACCAUGGCUCGAGGCAAUCAACGUGACAAGGCGCGCGAAAAGGCGCAGAAGGCUGCGGGCGGAGUGAAACACAAGACCACUGGAACUGGUCCGGAGCAGCAGCGCGCCAAGGAGUCUGCGGCCGAGAUUAUGAGACAAAAGCAGGCUGCUGCCGAUGCGAAGAAGGCCGAAGUGAAGAAGUGAAUGGAAGAAACGUGAAGAGCAGUGGACGUUGGAUCGUGCCUUGACGAAUAUAUACCCACACAACGUGCUCGUUCUCCCUCG